Molecule: messenger RNA, 3180 nt
Organism: Cryptococcus wingfieldii CBS 7118
Lineage: Eukaryota; Fungi; Basidiomycota; Tremellomycetes; Tremellales; Cryptococcaceae
Exons: 18
Coding region: 1-3180 (1059 amino acids)
Biological process (GO): protein import into nucleus
Cellular component (GO): cytoplasm; nuclear membrane
Molecular function (GO): small GTPase binding
Source: RefSeq, a predicted model, not a curated record
AUGGACAUCGGCAUCACUCUUGACGAGGAGGUAGCUGGACCAUCCUCGCUUUCAUUGCCAGUCAUCCCUCAGUCAGAUUUAGAGCAGGUCGCCCAGACCAUCCUUCAAUUGUAUGACCCGGCUACCUCGUCCAAUCCGCAGCUAGUCAAAGAAAUCGAGACGGGACUGCAGGAUCUGCAGCAUCGCCCGGAGGCGUGGGGACUCCUCAAUGGCCUUGCUGGUCACCCCGAAGCUAGUGUGAGGUUCUUUGCCGUCAACACAACUCAGCACAAGAUUGCAUCCGACUGGAACUCAUUACCGGAUGAGUUGCGCCCCGUCCUUCUCAAUCUUCUCCUCCAGACGCUACAUAACUCUGUCGACCCCUCCACCUCUCACUAUUAUGAAUCAGCAAAUGCCUUGGUAACACGAAAGCUCUUUGUAGCGGUACGUACACGCACGACUUGUCUGACUGUGCUCAUUCAAAUAAUUUACCAGAUUGCCUCUAUCCUUCUUCGAAUAGAACUCGCACAGUUCCAACACCCCAUAAAAACUGUCCUUGAGCUGCUCCAAGGAUCCUUACAUGCCUCGCGAGCGUCUAUCCCGCCCCAAAACCUCCCAGAGAUCGAGCUCAAGACGCGGUUGCUGGAAUUGGAAUGGUGUGGUAUAUUCAUUGAGGAGAUGGGGCGAGCUGGAUUGACUGAACAAAGAAGGACCGCCAUCCGUAAUCAUAUCGAACUCGACCGUGGUAUCGUAUUGAACACCAUCAUCCGAUCCAUGUCGAUAGAUGGCUCUGCUUCACCGGAAAAACAGAGUCAAGAAGCGACUGCCGCGUGCAGGUGUGCUGAAAGCUGGAUAGGAUGGGGAUUGGAAGCAGACAAUUUGCAUACUCUAGUGCCAAAUCUCUAUACGCUACUUCCUCUCCCCCAAGCGUCUUCCACGAUAGUCGAGGUCCUUUCUGAGAGUAUCUGGAAAUAUGGCAAAGGCACAAAGAUGUUGACCGAACCUUUGAUCGAAUGGACCAUUGGUGCACCUGGUCAAGCACUUGUUCGUGGUGAACCCACGGACGAGCUUAUAGCCUUUUCUAAACUCAUCGCCGCCCUGAUAGAACAUUCGUCAGACUGGUUCUUGGCUCAUAUAUAUGAGGACCAAGUGCAGGCAUUCUUGGGCGUUGUUUUGAGGAUCACAGGAUGGCAGGGGACAGGUGGUGUUGAAGAAGAAGUCAGCCAACUCACUCUUCCUGUCUAUUCUCUACUGCAAGAGUCCCUCAUGGACUCUGAUCUUUUCCAAGCACCACACGAAACAGAUCCUUCCUGGCAGAUCGCCAAGCAGUUUUUCUCUGAGCUCGUGUCCGUCACUCGCCGUAAAGUCCGCUGGCCUGGGAAUGGAGAAGUCCCUACCGGAGAGGAACUAGGGGAUAUGGACAACGACGAUCGGGAGGCGUUUGAUGCGUGGCGGAGGGACGCAGGGGAGGUCAUCGUCAGCGGUUAUUACGUGCUGAGAGAAGAGAUGAUGAGGAAUCUGACACAGAUUGCCGCUCAGCAGGUGCAAAGCGGGGCAUCUUGGCAAGAUAUCGAAGCUACCAUCCAUUGCAUCAGAUACUCUUCUGAAGCUGUUCCCCUGGGUGAAGGCGAAAAUCUACCUGUGUUAUUUGGAGAUCAGGUUCUGGGCUUGCUUGCACUUCGCCAGGGGAACGGGCCAGGGGAGAAUCGACUACGGCUGACUGUUGUCUGCUUGAUUCAGUCAUACGAAGAAUGGUUCAAAUACCACCCUUCCCACCUUCCUCUCGUUCUCUCGUACCUCGUACCUUCGCUCACCUCUCAAAACCUCGACAUCUCGCGUUCAGCAGCAUCUGCCUUCAAGGCCAUCUGUGAUAUGUGCCGCAAGAAUUUAGUAGAGCACAUCGGGGCCUUUGCGGACCUACAUGGCAAGAUCGGGGGCAUGAAAGACGAGGAGCAGGUCAUGGUCAUCCAGGGAAUUACCAGCGUCAUUCAGGCAUUGCAAGCCGCCGAUGCUAUAGGUCCGGUCGAAGGCAUACUCAUGCCUAUCAUUGAACGCAUAUCAGUAGCCACGUCAGCAUCGCAGUCAAAUCCAAUCGAAGCCCAACCUGUUCUGGUACAAGCCCUCAAUUCUCUGACGUCAGCUUUCAAGGGCCUGUCCCCGUCUGAUGAUGAUAUGUUUGACACUUCGGAUGACCCCGCGGUGAAAGAAGAGGAGGUGGCUGUUUCCCGGGAAGAUCCGAGAAUUGUGGCUCUUCGAGAGAGGAUCUACCUCUCGGUGGAAGGAGCUGUGGGAGUCUGGAAUGGAGAUGUGGAGGUGGCAGAUGCCCUCUCCUCCCUAUUGAAAAACGUCUCGCAAAAACCUCCAACUCUUAUAUCCCUCCCUCCUCUACCUUUGUUAAAUCUGGUCACCCUCGUAGGCUGGCGUGCCCCUUCGGCCCUUUGGUUUAGCAUUGCAUCGACCCUCAUUCUGAGCAUCAGUGCUCCUCCGUCUUUCUUCUCUAAGAAGAAGAAGGACAUGUCCACGGAGGAAGAGGAUGUGAGGAAGACAGUGGAAGAGGAGGAAAAAUGGCAGACGGUGGGGAAUGCUGGCGGGCGACUGGUCGAGGCGGCGCAGAUGGCGUUUCAGGGUGAAGGUAUGAAGGAGCAUCCCGACAUUGUCGAAGGAUGGUUCAAGUUCUGCCACUCUCUUGCAGAAAGGUUCCCAGGAGUGCUCCUGCGACUUCAGCCUCAACAAAUUGAGGCUUACAUCCAACUGGGAUUGGCUGGGCUGGCGCUGCAGGAGCGAUUCUCUCUGAAAUCUGCGUCGGACUUCUUUGUGGCUCUCCUUUCCAAAACCCGCAACCCCUCUCCUCUCGAAAACAUCAUGGAACCCUUACUCGACGCCUUCGGGCCAGCUCUUCUCCGAGCUUUGAUCCUCUCGGCAGGGAGUGAAGGGCCGAGAAGUGUGAUUCCCAAUCUAGCCGAGCUGUUGGCCAACCUUGUGACGCGCGUCAGCGCUCAGAAUUUGGCUCCGUGGUUGGACGGGAUUUUGGGUGUUGACGGCUUCCCCGAUGUACGGGCUACUCCAGAGUCGAAGAAGAAGCUCAAAGACGCGGUCUUGAGGUCUCGGACUACUCGAAGAAUGCGAGAAGCUCUGCACGAAUUUGCGCUCGUCGCCCGCGGGCUCGAGGGAACGACUUAUGGUAAUGCUACGGCAAUGUAG